ACAGCGGCACAGCUUUCCGUCCCAACUGCCUGGCUGGCUGGCUGUGUGUGCACCUAUAGCCCCCAUCUCCCUGGCUGUCACAUACACACAUCGCGCACACACACUCACGCUCCCUCACAUCUACACACACUCAGAGCCGAUCAGUCCAGGCAGCGCACAGCCUGGUAAUUGUAUUGCUCCCUCCAAGCAGAAGGAAGGACCGAGAGAGAGAGGAAGACCGGAGAAAGAAGAGGAGGAAAGAUAUAAAAACUUUGAUUUUUUUGAAUUUUCUUGUUUGUUUUUUUUUCCUGGAGGAGGUUGUCUUGACAAUGACCCGGCAUCGCCGAUGGAGUCGGUAGGACACCCGUUAUCCGAGUGUUUUUUAAUGCACUCUGAUCAAGAGUAGAAUGAACUUAUCGAAGGGGCCAUUGGUGAACAGCAGCAGUGACGAUAUCUCCAAGUCAACCUAUAGUAAAUGCGGCGCUGGCGCCUGGAGGAUGCACCAAAGCUACGAUCCACUGGAGGCCAACCACAUGAGAGACGCACAUGCCCUCUACAACCCCAGGCUUCUCUGCAGAAUGUCCAGUAAGGAGCGCCACCUUGAGUCUAACUGUCCGUCCUCUUAUAUAAAGACUGAGCCGUCUAGUCCUGCCUCCCUGACUGACAGCCUCAACCAUCACUCCCCUGGUGGCUCCAGCGACGCCUCAGGCUCCUAUUCGUCCACGAUGAACGGCCACCCCAACGGCCUAGACUCCCCCAGCCUUUACGGCUCCAACGCAGGGCCCCUUGGUCCUGCUGGCGGCCCCGGAUCAAAGCGUUACGAGGACUGUUCGUCAACUAUUGGGGAAGAUUCACAAAUAAAGUGCGAGUACAUGUUAAAUUCGAUGCCCAAGAGGCUGUGUCUGGUGUGCGGGGACAUUGCGUCAGGGUACCACUAUGGAGUGGCAUCCUGUGAGGCCUGCAAGGCCUUCUUCAAACGCACCAUCCAAGGUCUACAUACAGGCAACAUAGAGUACAGCUGUCCAGCAACCAACGAGUGCGAGAUCACCAAGAGGAGACGCAAGUCGUGCCAGGCCUGCCGCUUCAUGAAGUGUCUGACUGUGGGCAUGCUGAGGGAGGGUAAGGGAAAAGGUGUUCGUCUCGACAGGGUGCGUGGCGGGAGACAGAAGUAUAAACGCCGGAUAGAUGCCGACAACAGUCCGUACCUGAACCCACAGCUGGCUCUGCCCCCCAAGAAGCCAUAUGCCUUUGGCUGCCUUGCAGAUAACAAAAUCGUCUCUCACCUGCUGGUGGCCGAGCCAGAGAAGAUUUACGCCAUGCCUGACCCAACAGUACCAGACAGCGACAUCAAGGCCUUGACUACGCUGUGUGACCUGGCGGACAGAGAGCUGGUGGUCAACAUCGGCUGGGCCAAACAUAUUCCCGGGUUCUCUACGCUGUCUUUGGCAGACCAGAUGAGUCUACUGCAGAGUGCAUGGAUGGAGAUCUUGAUCCUACGUGUUGUGUACCGCUCACUGUCCUUUGAAGACAAGUUGGUGUAUGCUGAGGACUACAUAAUGGACGAGGACCAGUCGAAGCUAGCUGGACUUCUGGACCUGAACAAUGCCAUCCUUCAGCUGGUCAAGAAAUACAAGACGAUGAAGCUAGAGAAGGAGGAAUUUGUAGCUCUCAAGGCCAUCGCUUUGGCUAACUCAGGUUUGAAAUGCUUCACUUUUAUUUUGUCUGUCUGUGUGUUUGAGUUUGUUUGCACGCGUCUGGUGGAGAAAGAGUUAAUCCUUGGAAUCUCCCGUCCCAUGGGACUCAUUUAAACUGAACCAUCAAAGCUCUGAUUUCAAUACUCUGCAUCUAAACACACACACACACACAACGGUGACACAUGAUUGCAUACUUUUCGCACACAGAGUUUUUUUCUUUUACAGCACCUGCCGUUGUCAAACCUCCCACUUUCCCUGUUAAAGCCACAGACAAUGUUUUCGUCAUACUCCUAGUAGCCACUAAUGCCAACAAAUAUUUAACGAAUACAUACACACGGCAAAGGUACAAACUCAAACACACACACACACAUUUUCAACCUGAAGCCCACCUCCCACCCCCAAACAAAGUGGCGAUCCCUUUUACAAUUAGCAUAGUCGUCUCUUCAGAUGCCUGUUAAAUAAGCUGAAAUCAUUAGAACCCAAAGUCUGUCGAUAAAGCCCCCUCUCUGAUGUGUCCAGCUGCAUCGACAGCUGACUGACACACACACACGCACACACACGCCUUCUUCCUCCCAUGACCCGUCUUUUGAACUUUGUCUUGGAAGCCGGCCAGCUCUUCAGUACUCUUUAAUUACAAGGGGGUUGCUGUCAAUACAAUGUGUUUAAAUGGGAGACUGCAAUGGCAGAGCCUUGAAUAGGGAGGGAGGGGCCUUUUGUUCUUAUUCUGCCACCAUCAACACACACGCACGUACACUUCGCCGCUUUUUCUCUAAUAUGCCAAUUUGAUCUCUCUUU
Messenger RNA from Anarrhichthys ocellatus (wolf-eel), 2468 nucleotides. It is a transcript of the gene esrrga, whose product is annotated as estrogen-related receptor gamma a. Gene Ontology annotation, cellular component: nucleus. Gene Ontology annotation, biological process: regulation of DNA-templated transcription. Lineage: Eukaryota; Metazoa; Chordata; Actinopteri; Perciformes; Anarhichadidae. The transcript has 8 exons. The record is from RefSeq and is a predicted model, not a curated record. Gene Ontology annotation, molecular function: sequence-specific DNA binding; zinc ion binding; nuclear steroid receptor activity. Bases 387 to 1787 code for a protein of 466 amino acids.